Molecule: messenger RNA, 2810 nt
Organism: Agrilus planipennis (emerald ash borer)
Lineage: Eukaryota; Metazoa; Arthropoda; Insecta; Coleoptera; Buprestidae
Gene: Esp
Product: sodium-independent sulfate anion transporter
Exons: 9
Coding region: 256-2277 (673 amino acids)
Biological process (GO): transmembrane transport
Cellular component (GO): membrane
Molecular function (GO): sulfate transmembrane transporter activity
Source: RefSeq, a predicted model, not a curated record
UCUUAGCCCACAAUACCAGUUGAUUCUUGAAUUAGACACACUGUAGUGCUCGACAAGCAAUUCAAUUGUUGUCAGUUACAUAUAUAUAUAUUUAUAAAAUUUAACCGGCGCGUGUUCUAGAACUAUUUCGCGUGACAAUAAUUAUUUAUCGUUGUACUGUGUCGGAAAAUUGAUUGUACUUAAUUCGGCCGCAAUUCAAUUAAUCGGACAGUUUAGAAAGUUUUUUUUCUAAAGACAGGCGUUCCAACAGAAAUCAUGACCGAUGAAACAGGGAAUACCAAAUUUUCUGUUAAAACGUUCGACUCCGAUAGAGAUCUUCAGGGUGAAGGGGGAGGCGGUAAAGAUAAUCCCACCGGAAAGAAUGGUGAAAGUCUUUUCGGCUAUUCGAAUCCAGCAUUCACGGGAUCAUUCCACAGUAAACUCUCAGAAGUUGAGAUGAAAGGAAGCAACGAUUUUACCCUAAUAGACGAACCAAAGCGUUCAACAAUUAAAGCAAUUAAAACGGUCGUACCAUGGCUUAAACAAAAAGUACAAAAGGCGUGCACCAAAAAGAUGCUGCAUCGCCGCCUUCCAAUAAUUAGUUGGCUACCGCAAUACAACUCGCAAGAUGCAAUUGGCGAUUUGGUGGCCGGCAUCACAGUAGGUCUUAUGGUUAUACCGCAAUCUUUGGCUUACGCGUCCAUAGCUGGUCUACCACCACAGUAUGGGCUUUAUAGUUCCUUCCUAGGCUGUUUUAUUUACAUAGUAUUGGGUACAUGUAAAGACGUUCCAAUGGGACCCACCGCUAUAGCUUCCAUACUUACCUUUCAAAUUGUACAGGGGAGAAGUCCAGAGUAUGCAAUACUCCUCAGCUUUUUGUCAGGAAUAAUCGAACUACUUAUGGGUUUCUUCGGUUUAGGAUUUUUAGUGGACUUUGUGUCCGGACCAGUUUCGUCAGGAUUUACAUCAGCGGCAGCGUUAAUUAUUUUGACGUCACAAGUAAAGGACCUAUUAGGAAUUAAGGCUAGUGGAUCCACAUUCGUCCAAACUUGGACAAGUAUUAUUUCCAAUAUUCAUGGUUUAUCUGGAUGGGACACCUUUUUGGGUGCCGCAUCCAUUAUUGUUCUACUGUUAAUGAGACUAAUGACGAAAAUUAAGUUUGGACCGGAAGAAACAUCCGAUUCCGCUCCGAACAAAUUCCAAAAAUUUGCCAACGCCACCAUAUGGAUAAUUUCAACUUCUAGGAAUGCAAUCCUUGUAGUGGUCUGUGGUUUUAUAGGGUACUUCCUGUUCACAAGUUACGAAGAUGUCCCUGUCAAACUUAUAGGAGAUAUUCCUUCUGGUCUACCCGAAAUAAAAGUUCCUGCAUUUAGUAUGAAUUCCGGGAAUACUACAACUUCUUUUCUUGACAUGUUAGCAACAUUAGGAUCUGGGGUAAUUUUGGUUCCUUUGUUGGCACUGUUAGAAGAUAUUGCAAUCUGUAAAGCGUUUGCAAAUGGUAAAUCAAUUGAUGCAACCCAGGAACUUCUUUCAAUUGGGGUCUCGAAUGUGGCUACAUCUUUCUUCCAAGGAUUUCCAAUUACUGGUGCCUUGUCCAGGAGUGCUGUUCUAAACAGCAGUGGCGCAAGGACACCCUUCAACGGUUUUUACACUGGCGUCCUGGUUAUAGCGGCACUUCUAUUUUUCACCCCUUAUUUCUUCUACAUACCAAAGGCCAGCUUAGCUGCUAUUAUCAUAGCUGCAGUCAUCUUCAUGGUGGAAGUUAAAGUUGUUAGACCAAUGUGGAGAUGCAAAAAAAGUGAUUUCUUCCUUGCGCUGGCAACGUUCGUAGCUUGUUUAGUGUUGGCUUUGGAGGUUGGAAUUUUGGUAGGCAUUGGCAUGAAUCUGCUCUUCAUUCUGUAUUACGCCGCGAGACCCAAGAUAACUAUCGAAAAACUUGUGAGUUCCAAUGGAAUCGAGUAUUUGAUGUUGACACCUGAUCGAUGCCUGAUCUUUCCGUCGGUGGAUUACGUAAGGAAUUUGGUAACCAAGCAUUCGGUGCGUCAAGAAAUACCCGUCGUCAUAGACUGUUCUCAUAUUUAUGGGGCUGAUUAUACGGCCGCUACUGUUAUCGACACUCUUACCAAAGAUUUCGCAUGCCGAAAUCAGGUUCUCAUUUUCUACAACUUGAAACCAAGUGUCAGUAACGUGUUCGAAGCACUUUCACCGAAAGAGUUUCUCGUGUCGUACAACGAAGAGGACGUAAAUUCGUUGUUAUCGCGAAAAACGACCGAAUUAAAAGCUAGGUGCAAUAUUUAAUGUUUUUUUUGCGAUUAAGUGUCUUUUUACGUUAACUUGAACGGUAUUAUUCCUACACUACUUAUAUUUUGUACAUAUUAUAGAUAUAGAAAAAAUAAUUCUGUGGAAGGAAGUUGAUGAUAAAUAAGUUAUAUUUAUUAUUAGAAAGCAGUACUUUUUUACGUAAAUUUACGUAAUGUAAUAUAAUUGUAUUAUUUUUCUACAUGAAGGAUUAUUGCACUUAUUGAUAAGUAGUACUUAAUCGUACCAGGCAGUAUUGAGUUGACUUCUAUUUAUUGCUAAUAUACCUAAAAUAUUUGUCGAAAUGAAAUUUGUGCCAUUGCUUGGCAAUAAAAUAACGAAGUUGCGCUCAGUUCGAAAGCCUAAAUCGUAGUGAGACAAUUUACUUAAUUAACGCCUUAUUUACACUCCAGUAUUUAAAAGUAGACAAUCCUUUACUUCUGCAUCAUUGUAGCGGAAAACAGAUUUUUGUAUUAAUUAUUUUUAUUAGAUAACUUUUUUUUAGAGAAACUGUGAUAAAACAAAAUACAUUA